This is a messenger RNA of Tilletiopsis washingtonensis, 1001 nucleotides long. RefSeq lists its product as hypothetical. The record is from RefSeq and is a predicted model, not a curated record. NCBI's taxonomy places the organism in Eukaryota, Fungi, Basidiomycota, Exobasidiomycetes, Entylomatales. Bases 147 to 968 code for a protein of 273 amino acids. The transcript has a single exon.
GGCGCUCUGUGUCGAAUUGCCGUCGACUGGAGGGCACGGCGCAUCGGCAGUCGCCUUGCACCCCACCGCAGCGCUGCCCGGCGUCCGCACCGCGGAAAGCGCGCCGUGCCUGAAGCGACAGGCCGGCCCAACCUCUGCCGCCUGCGAUGGGGUGCUUUGGGCGACAGCGCGGCGAGGCGGCUGCAGCAUUGCAGCGAUGCAGCAUCAGCUGCAGAGCCGCAGCAUCAGCCGCAGCAGGCGGCAGCGUUGCGCUCUGCCGCUGCCUGCGCCUGCACGGCUCGACGCCUCUCCGCCCUCGCGCCUCUCCGCUCCCCACGCUUGCUGCACGCCUGCGGCUGAUCCUGCACCUGCGCUCUGGCUGCAAGGCACGCUGCGCUGCGUCUGCGCUGCUGCGGCCGUGCACCCUCGAUGCUCUGCCGCAUCGCGAUGCGCUGAUGGCGAAUUGGCGAUGCGGCCGCAGCUGCCGUCUCUGGGUGCUGUGCCGCUGCCUUUUGCUGUCCGAGCGCGAUUGCGAGAGGCAAAAUAAGGCGUGCUGUGGGUGUGCAGUGAGAGCCGGCAUGCGGGCCCGGGAGACGUCCGUAGCCGCACGCCGCGAGCACCCUGCGGCUGCCGCGAAGAAGAGCGAAGGAGCUGCGGCCACAAACGCAUCCGCGUGCGCCAAGAACUGCCUUCACACGAUUCGCCAGCGGCAGCGAGCGGCGGCGCUCCGGAGCAGCCUCAGCGCUCCGCCUGCGCUGACCGCUGAGGUGAGCCACCAGGUGCAGCCUCGCUCGAGCUGGCACCCUUCAUGCUACGCGAGGACGCAGGUCGGCGAGAAGAAUUGCAGCUGCAGCAUGGCAGCGGCGCAUCCAGCGGCAGCGGCAGCAGUCACGGCUCACGAGCCCGAUGCGGGCGCAACGAACGCAAUGUCUGCCUCCCUUGUGGCCUUGGUCCGCCCGCAGCCGCGGAGCUCGGAGGGCGCUGCUUGAAGUGUCUCGCAGCCGCGACCAGCUUGACUGCUG